AUGUAUGUGAAAUGGUUUGAUACAGUAAUGUUUUACUGUGUGAUUUUAGUGAAUGUCACUUUUUGUCAUUUUCAAAUUUCCUGCUGUUCCAUCCCCCCGUACGUCCCGACGCUCGCAGGGGACGGAACCCAGAUGACAGAUGCCGGCAUCUGCUGGAUUACAUUGCCGGGAACACUGCAGGAGGGACAUCGCGGGAGCGCAGGACAAGGUAAGUGAUCGAGGGAUCGCGGAGAAGCGCCGCAUGGUAAGCCCGAGUGUAGCUCGGGGUUACCGCUUGUGCUACACUCGGGAAUACCGCCAGGGAGUUUAAG
This is a messenger RNA of Staurois parvus, 311 nucleotides long. The record is from the annotation of a GenBank genome assembly. NCBI's taxonomy places the organism in Eukaryota, Metazoa, Chordata, Amphibia, Anura, Ranidae.